AUGUCUCAUCAAUCAAUACUAAUCUAUUCCAUUGAAGCAUCAGAUCAAGUGUCAGAUAAUGCUUUGAGACGAGCUUGCUAUGUGGUCAGAUUUAUGUUUGCUGAUAACAAAGAUGUUCGAACGUCGUACUUCAAACGUUAUGGACGAGUGGCAGUGAUUGGUGCUUCAGAGGAGACGACGGAUAUUCCAGAACACCGAUGGCUUCCGAAAAGAAUGAAUGAGAGAACACGUGGUCUAGGAGCAACUGAUUAUGCACCAGUUUGUACUGCUGGAGAAGAAAAUGCUUCAUGUUUUUGCAAGGACAGAUAUUUUCUUGAAGAUAUAUUUGUCCAUGAAGUUGCUCAUGGAGCUCAUCUUCUGGGUGCAAAAUACGCUAUUGCUGGUUGGAAUACAAAACUUAUCAAUCAGUUUGAAAAUGCACAGAGAACUGGUCUUUGGAACAACACAUACGCAAUGAAUUCAUCGGCUGAAUAUUUUGCUGAAGGAGUACAAAGUUACUUCAAUGUCAAUACUCAUUUGGAUAAAACUGACGGAGUUCAUGGCCCUAUAAGCAAUCGAAAAAGACUGCAAGAAUAUGAUCCCGCUUUAUAUGAUUUAAUUCAUGAAGUGUUUCCAUGUAAAAACACGUUUCUCAAACGAUGUGAAUCAACUAGAGGUAAAGAGCUGGAACAGGAGCUAAAGAUGAAUUGUAAAGAGAGCUCAAAUGAAGUUAUUUCCAAAGACAGCAGCAUGUCAGAUGUAGAUUAUGAGGAUAAUAAAUUGGGGUUAGGAGAUCGCAUCAGCUAUUGUCUGGACAAGAACAAGAAAUGUCCGAAAUGGUCUUCAAAUGGUGAAUGUCACAAAAACCCAAAGUACAUGUUAUUUAAUUGCCAGAAAAGCUGCAAAGUAUGUGACAGCAAAGAUCUAGGCAUCAGCAAUGAAAAAACUGUUGUUAUCAAUGACGAUGCAACAGAAAAGAAAAAAGGCGAAAUUAAUACACACCAAACAACAAAAGGAGCAAAAGAGGGAGUAACCAUUGCGGACAAUGAAACCGAUGUAAACUUAACCGAUGCAACAACAUCAACACAAUUAGAAAAAGAAACAGCAGGGGAUGAAUAUCAAAACAACGACACAACCACUAUUGCUGUGACAGUUUGCACAGACAAUAAACAAGAAUGUUCAAUGUGGGCUUUGCAAGAUGAAUGUAGGCUGAACCCAGAAUAUAUGCUGUACAACUGUAAGAAAAGCUGUAAUGCUUGCGGUGAUGCAAUUAUCAAAGAAUGCAAAGAUUGGCAUGAACAAUGUUCUGUUUGGGCGUCAACUGGUAGAUGCAAUACACAAUCAACUUAUAUGUUUGAUUAUUGCAAGCUUAGUUGUGAUGCUUGUGAAAGUCCAAUGAGGAACGGUGAUAACAACUGUAAAGAUGAAAAUACAAGCUGUCACUACUGGUCCUUCAUAGGCGAAUGUGUUAAAAAUAAAAAAUACAUGCUUUCAAAAUGUAAACGAAGUUGUAAAGUAUGUUGA
Molecule: messenger RNA, 1503 nt
Organism: Mytilus californianus (California mussel)
Lineage: Eukaryota; Metazoa; Mollusca; Bivalvia; Mytilida; Mytilidae
Exons: 8
Coding region: 1-1503 (500 amino acids)
Molecular function (GO): metallopeptidase activity
Source: RefSeq, a predicted model, not a curated record